Molecule: messenger RNA, 2015 nt
Organism: Physella acuta
Lineage: Eukaryota; Metazoa; Mollusca; Gastropoda; Physidae
Product: solute carrier family 41 member 1
Biological process (GO): monoatomic cation transport
Cellular component (GO): plasma membrane
Molecular function (GO): monoatomic cation transmembrane transporter activity
Source: RefSeq, a predicted model, not a curated record
CUCUAUGUUACAAUGACAUUACUCACUACAUUAGUAUAUUGUUCAACUUGGCAGAACAAAAACUAGUCCAACACACCAUAUCCUUCAAAUCAGGCUUUAAAAAACAAUUUUGGUUCAAAGAAAUAUGAACUAUUAGAGAUCCAUAUUGUUUUGCGCACCAAGGACUUAUUUAAAGAUUUGAGAUGUUGAACAGUUUAGCACUGGUGCAGGAUGGGUGGAUUGCCACAUCAACAAGUUAUGGGUUCUUUCUAGUUUAGGUUGUUUGUUUUUUUAACAGUAGCCAAGUAGCAAAAUUUCUUAAAGAGCAUUGUCAGGGUUCUCAGUUGAUGAAAGUGUAGCAGAACUUUAGAGACUGGGGUCAGCUGGAAUGUCUGGGCCUCAGUGCUGGUGAUUCCUGCAGUCCAGUCUGUUGAAUCAAGUACACCUAGUUGAAGAACCUCCAAUGCUGCUGUAGUUCUGAUUCUUGAGGGGACAGGAUGACUUCUAGAGGAUCAAGGCUAGGUUCUAGGUCACAUUCUGCGGGAUCAUCCAGAUCACGUUCAUCUUCCGUGAGAUCCAGGUCAAAUGUUAGGUCUGACUCCAGAAGUCUGGGCAGUUCCAAAAGUUCUUCGGGGUUGAGGUCUAACAAUGGCAGCAAGGCCAAGUCCUCCCAGUCUCUACCAGGCGAUGAGUCAUCUCUUAGUAUUAUAUCACAAGUGACCUUGCCCUUCAUCAUAGCGGGUUUUGGAAUGGUGGGAGCUGGCAUGGUCUUGGACAUUGUCCAGCACUGGCCAGUGUUUACUGAUGUUAAGGAGAUCUUCAUUUUGGUGCCAGCUUUACUGGGGCUGAAAGGGAACCUGGAGAUGACUUUGGCAUCACGACUGUCAACACAGGCUAACCUGGGGAACAUGGACACCAAGAAGGAACUGCUCAAGAUGGUUGGAGGGAACCUUUGUCUUGUCCAGGCGCAGGCUAUUGUUGUAGGGUUCUUGUCAUCUUUGACAGCCAUGGUACUUGGGUGGAUCCCCAAGGGUGAAUUCAACAUCCAGCAUGCCUUCCUCUUGUGCGCCAGUAGCAUGUUUACAGCGGCUGUGGCUAGUUUUGCUUUAGGUUCCAUCAUGGUGAUAGUUGUUCUGAUAUCCAGAUUUUUUAAAAUCAACCCUGACAAUGUUGCCACGCCCAUUGCUGCCAGUCUGGGGGAUCUGGUGACUCUAGGGAUACUCUCCUGGGUGGGGAAUCUUUUGUUUGCAGCAAUAGGUAAACAGGUGUGGUUGGCUCCUUGUAUCAUUGCCUUCUUCCUGUUGUUGCUGCCCCUGUGGGUGGUCAUCUCUGUCAAAAACAAGUACACCGAUGAUGUCAUCUACUCAGGGUGGACCCCAGUCUUAUCUGCUAUGUUGAUAUCAAGUAUAGGUGGUUUGAUAUUAGACCACACAGUAGCGGCGUAUGAUGGCAUAGCUGUCUUCCAACCUGUCAUCAAUGGUGUUGGGGGCAAUUUGGCCGCAGUCCAUGCCAGCAGGAUAAGUACAUCUCUCCACCAGACAGGAAGGCCAGGCGAAAGGCUGAAAGAUUCCAAACUACGCGGGUGUCUUAACAUAUUCAAAGUAUAUUUUGGUUCAGCUGUCCAUUCAAGAGCUGCCAGGGUUCUCACAUUGCUGGUCGUCCCUGGACACUUAAUUUUUAGCCUCACAAUUUUCUACUUGCGUGCUGGCCACACCUCAAGUUCCCUUUUAUUUCAGUGUUUUUAUUUGACAGCUGCCCUUAUGCAGGUGGUCCUGCUGAUCUACAUUGCCACUUGGUUAGUUCCAGUGAUAUGGGUCUUAGGUUCUGACCCUGAUAAUGUUGCUAUACCUUACCUGACCGCCCUGGGAGAUCUUCUUGGGACAGCUCUCCUGGCUGCUGCCUUCCAUCUUCUAUUUUUGUUAGGUGAUAGGGAUGCAGAUAUCGGAGAUUGAAAAUCUCAGUAUUUAUUACUCCUAGCUGUAAAUGAUAUAUUUAUUUUCUUUCUUCUAAAUAUGUUAUGUAUAUGGGUACAAUAA